AUGUACACCAAGACUAGAUAAGCCACUUUGCAUACUUAGUUUCUUAAAAAUGUAUCUGGACUGACUUUUGAAAAGGGCUAAACUUUUUUUAUGGAUUUUUUAAAUAUGUUUUUAAUCAAAAAAUGACUACUCCUACAAAAAAGUGUUGUAUGGGUGAUUAUCACAAAAUAAGUCAAAUUUUAAGAAAAAAAUACUGAAAAAAAUCCAAAAUGAGCCCUACACUGAAAAAAAUCAUUUCUAAAAAUUCAAAGUUAAUUUAAAAAAAAAACACCAUUUUUGAUUUUGAUGAAAUUUUGUCUCAAGACAGGUAAUUAUGUUCCCUACCAACCGUCCAUACAUCACAUGAUGGGCACUUUUAAGGAAAAAAAGUUUUUCUAACAAAAACUUUUUCAUGUCCAAAUUAUUAUUUUUUCAGUGUCUUUUUUUUAAACAAACUAAACCAGUGAAGGUUAUCUAGUAAUCUCAAAAUGCAAUGAAACUUAUUGUGUCAUAUGCGACAAUGCAAUGCACCCAUAUUCACGCAGCAGCACUCUAGAAGUACGAAACAAUAUACAAUUAGAACACGCAUUUCAUACGUGCUGCUGUAAUUUCUACCCAAACGUUUCUACCCCAUGUUCUUAUCUAAUAUUAGGUAAGGCUAUUUAUUAGAUUCGAACUACCUAAUCGAAAAAAAAAAAACAAAUCAAGAGUUGUACCUAAAGCAAAUAUGAACAAAACAAGAAAAUGAAUCGGUAUCAUUCAACGUGUUACUUCUCUUUGGUUAUUAAAGGCAGUUCUGAAAAGUAAUGGAUCAAUCGUAUAAAUCAAAAUUCAACAAAUUCAAGUGCAGUGCAAAAAUAAACAAUCCAAAGUGCAACCGUCAUAAUCUACGGGGCAUGUCAUUAAGAUUGAUAGAUAAAAUUCAUUCCAUGGGAUAUACACAUGAAAUCGACGAAUCGAUGAGUAUUUGUGAGUCAUGUCGUGGAUUGAUAAGUCACAACAGAAGCCCGAAUACGAAAAAACGCCGAUCGGAUGGAAACGACGAAACUAUGCAACCAUCAUUUAGUGGGCAGCAACAUCAUGAUGUUCCAGAACCAGAACCGUCAACGAGUGGUCAACAAAUCGAACAUGAGCUGGAUAUGGUACCAUCUAUUCCAUCAUUGGAGUCAAUUCCGUCAACAGAUCAACUACAGGGUCCCCAUAAUAUUGAAAAGUUUAAUACCAUUGCUGAAACAUUGAGUUUAUCGCCAAUCUCAUCUAGAAACAUGAGAAGUAUGGAAUAUCGCAUAAACAAAUCAUUGCAGAUUACGAAAGCAGUUCGAAAAAAAAUCUUCGGAAUAGAUUCAACGGAUGUUGGCAAAGUGGAGGCGUAUGACGAGAUAAUUAUGCAGUUAAAGGAUAAGUUCAAUCACCCUACAACUGACAGAAGCGAACAGAUUAAAAUACUAUCUGUACUUCCUAAGUCUUGGUCGGUAAAUAAAAUCACAAGAGAGUUUAACGCACCAAUGUAUAUGGCGAGGCAGGUCAAGGAUCUUGUUUAUGAACAGGGUAUUCUUUGUACCACCGAAAAAAGAAGGGGGCAUGGUAUUGAUGACGAUACAAAACAAAUAGUAAGAGAAUAUUUUGAUGAUAAUGAUAUCAGCAGGCCAAUGCCAGGAGCAAAUGAUUUUGUUUCUGAGGUUCGAAAUGGAAAAAACACAACAAGUUCAAAAACGACUUUUGAUGAUGUCGCUCAAAGAGGCUUAUAUGAUUUUUGUAGAUAUGUACAAAACUGUGAAUAUUGGUUUCACAGUAUUUACACAGUUGCGACCAAAGCAUUGUAUUUUACUUGAUUCUACUGGUAUACAUAAUGUAUGCAUAUUAGCCUGGUACACGGUUUAUAUGGGAAAAUAAAAAAAAUGGAAAAACUCUAACUCCUGUAUACUUUUUGAGUUCCACUUUGGUCCCAUAUCAACUGUGCAAAAUUUCAGAUCGAUCGGAAAAACUAUAUUUUAGCGCCCGCCAUUCUUAGUUUUUCAUACGAUUUACUAUGGAGAAAAUUUACUUCUACAAAGAAAAAUCGCUAGGAGUCACCCCUAGACCCCUAAAAAUAAGUCGAUGAAUGAUUUCUGUAGGAAACUUCAUGAGGAAUCAGACAUCCGAAGACCGCAAACCGAUGUGACGUUCGUGGAAAAAGUUAUUAAGCCUCACCCGAUUGAUAAAAUGACGAGAUUUUAUUAUUUAUUGUUAUUCCUUACAUGUUAAACAGCGUUGGCAUGCCAUACGGUUUUCAGUCAAUAACUUUUUCCACAUGCCUUGGAUCGUUUUGCGGUCUUCGGAGGGUUGAUUCCUCGUAAAAUUUCCAACAAAAAUCAUUCAUCGAUUUAUUUUUAGGAGUUAAGGGGCAAUC
Aedes albopictus (Asian tiger mosquito) is the source of this 2368-nucleotide messenger RNA. RefSeq lists its product as uncharacterized. Lineage: Eukaryota; Metazoa; Arthropoda; Insecta; Diptera; Culicidae. The coding region runs from base 786 to 1811 and encodes 341 amino acids. The record is from RefSeq and is a predicted model, not a curated record. The transcript is spliced from 2 exons.